AGAGGCUAUAUUCAAAUUUGGAUGUAAAAAUGCAUGAACGAGUUAUCCAUCUACACAUUAAAUUGUAAGGGGGAGGGUUGAUAUAUAUGAUUUACGGAGAUGAACGAGUGAAAACCACCGGAUAAUCCCGAGCAUGCGCGGAAUGCGCGAGUGUACUCCGUCACGGAUGCUGCAGAAGAGCAGGUCCAUCCAUUAUGCUGUUAUUGUUUUAACAUAGCAGCAAUGAAGCGCAGAUUGUUUAUUCUUAAACACAUGCAAAUCUGACUGCUAAUUCCAACAUGGCGCUGUUUGUGACGAUAUUUCCAUACCGCUAAACGAUGGCGUCAUUGGAUUCUGCCGCGUCAUCAGAGGGCCGGCCGGCGCUGCGUCUGGUUCUGCUGGGGCGGACGGGCUCGGGCCGCAGCGCCAGCGCCAACACCAUCCUGGGGCGCUCCGCCUUCCCUUCCUCCGCCUCCCCCCGCUCCCUCACCCACCACUGCCAGACGCACAGCGGCACCGCGAUGGGUCGGAACCUGGACGUGACCGACACGCCGGGGCUCUUCCACACGGGCCUCUCCCCGCAGGAGGUGACAGAGGAGCUGCUCCGCGGCCUCCUGGUGCUGGCCGCCCCGGGACCCCACGCCCUCCUGGUGACCCUGCGGCCGGGCCGCUACACCCAGGAGGAGCGGCGGGCCCUGGGGUGGCUGAGGGCCGUGCUGGGGCCCCGGGCGCCCGAGUUCACCCUGCUCCUCCUCACCUGGGGGGAGGAGGGGCUGCAGGGCCGCGGGCCCGGGGACUUCCUGGAGGAGAGCGAGGAGCUGAGGGAGUUUGCGCGGAGCUGCCGCGGCGGAUGGCACCUGCUGGAGAACAGGGGAGGAGAGGCCGGCCGGCGGGAGCAGGGGGGGCAGGUGCAGACGCUCCUGGAGAAGGUGGAGAGGAUGGUGGAGGAGAACGGGGGGGGUUUCUAUAGCAACGAAAUGCUCCGUGACGCAGGGGGCUCCGUCCGGGAGGUGCAGGAGGAGAGGAUUCCGGGAGGUAAAAAAAGCUGGGAGGACCUAGGAGAGGAGGAGGCGAGGAGAGGAGGGAGAGAGGAAAGGAGGGGAGAGGAGAGGAGAUGGAGUAGCGUGGAUGAUAGAGGGAGAAGAGAGGAGGAGGAGAGGAAGAGGGAGGAGGAGGCAGCCAGGCGGAAAGAGGAGAGGGAGUUCUGGUCCGAGCUAUUGACGGCGGUGGGGAGGGGGGCAGCGGAAGGGGCGGGGUUAUUAGAGAAGGGGGAGGGGCAAGCGGGGAAGAUGCCUGGGAUAGGAAAGGCCCUGAAGAAGGUCAGUACCAUGGCAACCUCGCCGCUGUCAGUCACCUCGGCGGCCAGAGCGGUGGGUGGGGCCGUGAGAGAGGGGGGGAGGGUCUUAUUCAAACACCGCAAGGCACUCCGGCCCUGAUGCCCUGCGUGCGUGCUCGUGUGUUCUACGGAUGUGCACAGAAGGGAUUAACCCUCAUACUUACUCAUGGACAAACUCAUUCUGCAUGUUACAACAAGACACUUCAAAAUAUAUCAUCUUGUGACAUCACAGUGGUCAAGUGGUCCAACCGUGUUUGUUUGAGCCCAGUGGCCCGCCAUGACCCCGUUUGUGCAUCCCUGGCAGAAGCGACCAACAUGUUGUUCCUCUUGUGAACUAUAGGUGGCUCAAGGUGGAUGUGGUCAGCAUUCUAACUUAAUGGGAAGUGGACAAUGAGUAGCUAAUACAUUUACUCUAUUUUCUUUUUCUAUCUCAGUGGCUAGGUCCUCUGCAUAUUAUGUAUUUUGAGAUGUCCGGUUUUAUUUACUCAAGAAAUUAUUCUAAUUUGUUUUGGACAUAUGCUUACUAUGCAGGCCAUUCAAUUCCUGCCGUCAAUGUGCCAAAUAAUCAUGGUUUAAGCUGCUUGAUUGAUUCCUCAAAGACAAAACCAUUUUCACCAGCUUGUUAACGAUUCUUGGACGGAACUAAACCAUGGUGGGUAUCCUUGUUUGUGUGCCUGGUUUGUGUGUGACAUCCUGGUGUGUCACUCUAACAACUCAACCACACCUUGUUAACACAGCAUCCAUCUUGAAGAACAUAAGUCCAUUCAUUUAGUUCAGGGUGAAUAUCACACACACACACACACACACACACACACACACACACACACACACACACACACACACACACACACACACAUAGUUCAAACUAAAUCUGAGACAAUACAAGGAUUAUGUUGAUCAAUGAUGGUUUCAUGAAAUACAGUUUAGUGCGGGCAGUUUAGCAUGAGAGAUGUUUACGAACAUUGAUACAAUUUAAGUAACAUACUUUGGAGUGAAAAAUGUGACACUUAUAAAAUCUCGACAUAUAAAGAUGUUCAAUUUUGAAAGGAAUAGAGUACUUUACACAUCAGGUGAACACAUUUUUACUGCUUUCAGUUGUCUCUAUGGACACAGGUGGCAAGUUAGGGAAGGAAACGGCCUACAAAAGUGAUGAAAAGCAGUUUAACACUCAGUAUUUUUUUAUAAUAAAAGUUCUACACAGACACGCAAUCACACCUGUUGUAG
Gadus macrocephalus (Pacific cod) is the source of this 2539-nucleotide messenger RNA. RefSeq names its product GTPase IMAP family member 7-like. The transcript is spliced from 2 exons. NCBI's taxonomy places the organism in Eukaryota, Metazoa, Chordata, Actinopteri, Gadiformes, Gadidae. The record is from RefSeq and is a predicted model, not a curated record. Gene Ontology annotation, molecular function: GTP binding. The coding region runs from base 318 to 1415 and encodes 365 amino acids.